Chara braunii is the source of this 2475-nucleotide messenger RNA. The record is from the annotation of a GenBank genome assembly. Lineage: Eukaryota; Viridiplantae; Streptophyta; Charophyceae; Charales; Characeae.
CCGCAGACCACCGUCUCGCCUCCUCCCCCGCCGCGACUACCGACGCGUCGAGCCAUUCGCUCAUCCCGUUGCAGCGAGCAGCUUGCUACUCGCGAGGACGUUGUGUCCUCUCUUCUGGACUUGAGCAUGCUCCAGGCUCGUCAGGAGCGACUCACCCUCCAUGUCGCUGCACUGCGUCGCCUUCUCGCCAUCCUCUCUGACCCUGAUCGCACCCUCCCGAUCAUCCCCGUACGACUCGGGACCUCCACGAGGGUGUACUCAGCGCUGUGGGAUUCCGGUUCUCAGGGCGACUUCAUUCACCCACGCGUGGUGAAGGAAGCCCGCUUACCCACGACAGGGUCUCCGACUCCCAUCUCUGUUACCCUAGGGGAUGACAAGACCCAGCGCUUCUUCGAUCAGACAGUCAUCGACCUCCCCUUCUUCCUCACUCUCGAGCCGACUGAGCGUUCCCCGGCGUCUGGUCGCCUCCGCUCCUCUGCACAUUUCGAUGUGAUGGAGACGGGGUACGACUUCAUUCUCGGCACUCCGUGGUCUCGUCGGUUCCGCAACACCGAGGCCGAUUGGGCGACCAACACUCUCGUUCUCAAAACGAAGUGUGGACAGACGUAUCGCGUACCUUUCAUAGGUACCACGGCGACACCACGCCCCGAUCCUCCUCCCCCGGAGCCUUCAGUGCCCACACCAUCUCCCUCUCUCACUGUCACCUCGCCUCGGCAGUUCACUCACUUCAUUCGACAGGACGACGUCACCUUCUUUAUGGUGGACGUGACGGAUCUCUUACACUAUGAUCCACCCUGUCCCGACGCCGAGCUCAUCCCUCUGGAGCCAGAUCCUCCCUCUAUCUCCAUGGCUCUCAUCUCUACUUUCGUCCCUCCGCCGUCCGUCGAGUCCACCCCGCCGUCGCUCGCUGACGCUGACGCUGAGGAACUCGCACGAUAUACAAAUGACUUGGAGCCCGCAGUUCGUGACCUCAUCCGAGAGUACCACGACGUUUUCCCAUCGUCGUUCUCAUACGCCGACAUCCCACCGAUGCGUGACGUCGAGCACUUCAUUCAGCUCGUGCCUGACUAUCGUGUUCACCACCAGGCACCCUACAGACUCUCGAUCCCCGAGGCCACUGAACUCAAGCGUCAGCUUGAGGAGCUUCUGAGACUGGGUUUCAUUAAACCCAGCAACUACCCGUGGGGUGCACCCGUCCUCUUUGCUCGCAAAGCGGAUGAAACUCUUCGUCUCUGCAUCGACUACCGCGGCCUCAACCGCUACACGGUUAAGAACAGCUACCCCAUGCCUCGUUCCGAUGAGCUGUUCGACCGCCUAGCAGGCAACCGCUUCCUUACGAAGAUUGAUCUUCGUAGCGGUUACCAUCAGAUUCACGUCGCUGCAGCCGACCAGCCGAAGACCGCGUUCCGAUCGCGAUUCGGCCACUACGAGUUCACGGUGAUGCCAUUCGACCUCACCAACGCACCCGCUACCUUCCGGAGGGCGAUGAACAACAUCUUCAGGGACAUCCUGGAGCAGUACGUUCUCGUCUACCUCGACGAUAUCCUGGUCUACAGUCGUACCCUUGAGGAGCACCUGAGACACCUCCGCGACGUCCUUGACCGCUUGAGCAGACAUGGCUUCUACGCCGAGCUAAGCAAGUGUCGCUUUGCCCAGCAUAAAGUGGAUUUCUUAGGACACUACGUGUCUGACCAGGGUCUCCACAUGGACGACGCGAAGAUCACUGCUAUUGCGGAGUGGCACGCUCCCACAUCCGCCAAGCAGCUUCGCAGCUUCCUAGGCCUGACCAGCUACUAUACUAACUUCAUCCUGGGAUACGCUAGGUAUUCCUACGUCCUUACCUCCACCCUCCUCUGGAAGAACCCACCCUGGGCUUGGACACCCCUCCACGAGGACGCCUUCCGCGCCCUCAAGAAGGCGGUGACAUGCACACCAGUUCUUCACCUACCCGAUUUUGACCGCCCUUUUAUCCUUACCACCGAUGCGUCAGACUUCGCUGUAGGAGCAGUGCUUUCUCAGGUCUUCCCCUCAUCUCCUGAUUCCUCUAAUCCUCGUAUCCCUCGCUUCCAACCACCUACCCCUACCACUGCUUCCCAACUGACGCCUACUCGUCAAGCUACUGACGAGCCUUCUAUUGACUAUUCUCCUACCAUCGCCGAGGACGGCACUGUCGACUCUUGCUCAGGUGAUUGUCCGAUAGCCUUCUACUCCCGUCAUCUCCUGCCCGCCGAGAUAAACUACACUGCUGAUGAACGUGAGGUUCUCGCAGUAGUUUAUGCUGCUCGGCACUGGCGUCACUAUCUGCACGGGGCACCAUUCACGGUGCGCACAGACAACUCUGUUGUCCAGGCUUUUCUGACAAAGUCGAAGCUCACUCCUCGACAGGCUCGCUGGUGACGCGACCUAUCCGAGUUUAGUUUCACCAUUGAGCACAUCAAGGGUGAGACUAAUCGGGUCGCCGAUGCCCUAUCCCGG